Messenger RNA from Podarcis muralis (Common wall lizard), 4690 nucleotides. Lineage: Eukaryota; Metazoa; Chordata; Lepidosauria; Squamata; Lacertidae. The record is from RefSeq and is a predicted model, not a curated record.
ACCACAACCUUGUGAGGUAGGCUAAUCAGAGGCAGCGACUGGCCCAAGGUUAUGCAUCUGAGAGUGAGGAUUACGAAGCCUUGUCUCCUAGGUCCAGCGCUGUAACCGUUAUACCACACUGGCUAACCAUGCUACUAACCAUGGCAGCCACAUGCAACCAUUUGAGGGAACUCCCCUCCCCAAACUUAAUUAAUCACCCUAUCAUUUGUUGCUGUGGUGAAGUAUCUGUGCCAAACCCAAAAGAAACAGUGAGUUGGCUCUCAGGAAGAUAUAACCGAUAUGCUUGCAAUUAAUUAGUCGGUAAAAGGUGUGGCAAUUUCUCCUUGCAGAUAAUUCCCGAGGAGCAUGCUCAGUGUGUAGAACGUUCUAGAAGUUCAGUUUGGCCUAGGAUUACGGCAGGUUUGGGGGUGUGGAGGGGCUGUGGGCAUCUCAUGAAGCAGGGAUGGCGCUCCACCGGACCCAGAAGCUGAACCUCUUGCGGCUGUUGGUGCUUCUCACUGUGGUGCUGGCGGCCAUCAAGUAUUUCUUCAGGGACAGCUUCUCCCUGAAUCAAUACAAGGGAUCCAGCCAGGAGAGCAGCUUUUGGGGCAAGGCCGGCGACCUCAAGCACUCCGCAGAGCCUCAGGGCCAGUCCUUGGGUAUCCCAGAUGUCAAGGUUGUGGCAGCCGCCGCCCCUGCGAGGCAGGACGCCAAGAAAAAGGCCCUCCAGGAUUUCAGCUUGAUGCAGUUGCGGCUGGUCCACCUGGAUCUCAAGGGAGCGGCUCCAAAAGUAUCCUACCUGGAGCAGAUCUUCCCGCUUUUCUCCAAGCUGGGUGCCAACGGCAUCCUGAUCGAAUACGAAGACAUGUUUCCUUUCAAGGGAGACCUCGAGAUCCUCAAGUCUCCGUACGCUUACAGCGAAGAAGACAUUGAGAAAAUCCAGGAGUUGGCAGCGCUCAACAAACUGGAGCUGAUCCCUUUAGUGCAGACCUUUGGCCACGUAGAGUUCAUCCUGAAGCAUGACAAAUACCGGCACCUCCGGGAGGUGGAGCGCUUCCCCAACAGCUUCAACCCCCACGUCCAGGAAACAAUGGCCGUCGUGAAGUCUGUGGUGACCCAAGUCCUGAGCAAGCACCCACAGGCCAACUGGGUGCAUAUUGGGGCAGAUGAGGUCUUCCAUCUAGGGGAAGGGAUGGACUCCAAGAACUGGAUGAGUCGCAACGCCGGCAACAUGGGCAAGAUGUACCUGAACCACAUACGGGAUGUGGUCAGCUUCAUCACUGGCCAGUGGGGUCUGCAUACCCUCCUCUGGGAUGAUAUGCUGCGGAAGGUUGACAUGGCAGCCAUUCAAGACUCUGGCAUUGCCAAACACGCUUCUCCUGUAUUGUGGUUUUACGCCCCGGACUUUGAUACGCAGCAAAUAGGAAAAUACAUUGCCAAGUAUGCAGAGUGUGGCUUCAAGACCAUCUGGUUCGCCAGCGCCUUCAAGGGCACGACAGGCCCCGCUCAGGCUUGGACACCCUUAAACAACCACCUGCAGAAUCACCUGAGGUGGCUGAAGGUCAUCCAGUCCAUGUCGAAGAUGCCCUCCAUCCGGUUCCAGGGCAUUGUCCUCACCGGGUGGCAAAGGUAUGAUCACUAUUCAGCUCUGUGUGAGCUCCUGCCUGUGGGGAUCCCUUCGCUGGCUGUGUGUCUGCAGACUUUGGUGAAUGGGGGAUUUACAGAAGCUACCAAGAAGAAGGUUCUGUCCAUGCUUGGCUUCGAGAACAUGCAGCUGGAGAAGAGCAUAUGUGAUGGCAAUGGGGCAUUUCCAGGUUCUGAUAUCUACCGUAUGGUGGAACAGGUCACGGGGCAGCUAAGAGACUCCGUUAUCAAAGUCCUGGAAGAAGAGAGCUCUGUCAAGGGAUGGUUCAGUCCUUACCAUCGGAAGCACCAGUUUGGAAACCCUCGUAACCUGGAGAGCUUCGGUAGCAAAGUUCUCAAAGUCCACGAGGACUGGGAGAGCUUCGUCCAGAGCUUCCGCUCCCGCAUGGAGAGCAUCUACUUCCCAGACACGGUGGAGGAAUGGAUGGAGGAGAACGUCAACCCCUACCUGGACCGGUUGCGCGAGUUUGUCCGGGACUUCAGGGAAGUCAUCCGCCUCAACGCCCGGCCCAAGACCCAGUAGCGGGGCGGCCCCACCCCAUCGCCAGCCCAGAAGUGGGUGUCCGAUUCAGUUGCUCCACUGUUGUAUUGUCUUUUAAAUUGGAAGGAGUGUGCAGGCCAGAGGAGAGGGGUCUUGUGCCUUGCCCUUCAGUCAUCAAAGCAGAGGCUCAGUGGGCAGAGUUUGGAGGCUCUUUACAGCCAGUCUCCACCAGGCUUCCUUCUCUCACCCCCUUGGAAGAUGGAAUUAGGGCUGAGCCAAAACACCCCAGCCCCCCACCCUCUGGGAAAAGCAGUGGGGGCAGCGGCUGCCCCAUUUCCCCCCUCUUCUUUUUACUUUUCACUGCUGUAAGUGGUGGACAGUGAUGUGGUCUCCCCUCCCUCUGCAAAAUGACACUUUCCUUUUUCCUUUUAAUUCCUGCUGCUUUAAGUUCUGCCAGAGGCCUGGUGGCUGCUGUUUUACACCACAUUGCCUCCGUUCCCCUGGGAAUGUCACUAUGCCAUGCCAUGACAUCUCAAUCUCAGGGGGUACGUGUUGGGGGUUGGCAGUAGGCUGGUGGCCGCUUUCUCAACAGCCCCUGCCUCACUUUCUUUUCCUUCCUUUUAAAUGCUCGCUUAGCCAUCCUUCCACCUUCAGCUCUCCUCCCUCCUGGAAUGACUCUAACCCCCUGCAAUGCUGCCCCAUGGAAAUGACGAGAUCUGGCAUAGCGAAUGUAGUGGGGUGCCCUUCAGAUAUGGUUGGACUCUCUCCAUAAGACCCAGGAGUUGAGGAUGGAGGGGUUUGGAGUCUUCAAGGACAUCCUGAGGCCUCCGUAUUGGCCGCCAUAUUUGCAUCAGGGAUGCUUCAUCCACCUUGCAAAUCUCCCAUUUCCACGGGGGGGACGUGGAAUCAAAAGGAAGCGUUUGGAGCAGCUCCAACCAGGAUAAUGGAGUUCUUUCUCCUGGGGGAGUGGGUGACAUUGGGAGGCAAACUUUACCAAAAUGCCUGUUUGAAGAGGCAGUCCUGAAUGGGUGUGUGUGAGCCGAAGCAUCAGUCAUCCUUCAUAUGCUCCUUCUCCAAGUCGGCUGAUGCGGCUGAUGCUUCCUCCAUUGAUCCCUUCAGCCUCUUGGUUGACUUCACACUGGUAGUAUGGUGCAGCAGUGAGAGUAGGCAGGUUAGGCUUGGAGGUGUCAGUUGCCAACAUCUAGCCUAAAAAAACACAAUCCCAAGUCAGCAGAAGUUAGGAACAUCAUCAUUAGCUGUGAACUCUCUUCCUUCCUUCCUUCCUUCCUUCCUUCCUUCCUUCCUUCCUUCCUCUCUAUCUCUCUUUCUCUCUCUGUCUGCAUGAGAGGAAAUCCCUCUGUUUACCACAACAGCUGUUAUUGGGCUGGAUCCUUAGCCCCAUAUAAAAUAGAGCCAUUGAGAUCAAUGGGAUUUGAGUUAUCACCAGCUUAAAUGAUUUCAGUGGGCCAGCUCUAAGUAUGGCUAAGCCACAGCCCAACCUUUUGCAAACAGUCCCUGCAGAAACUCAUCCCUUCGCCUUCAUGACCUCUAAGGCAGACUCUUCCAAGCUGAUAUUGUUGGACCACAACCUCCCUAACCCUCUGGCUGGGGCUGGUGGGAUUCGUAGUUCAAAACAUCUGGAGCUACCCAGAUUGGAAGGAGGAUGUGCUAGUGGGGCAGGGAGGACACUUGCCUUCUUUUGCAGCCAAAAGGAAACAUUGGAGGUUCUCUGGUGGGUCUGUGAAAGGAGCUGACCUGUUGCAGGCAGGAAACCUUUCCUUCUGGGCCCCCCAAAGUGAGCCUCCAUGCCAUUGCAUCCCUGCAUCCUUUGCUAGUCAUGGCCAGGCAACAGAGCUUCCGAACAAGCCGCUUUGGAACAAAGCAAACCGGCUUGGGUUUCGUAUUAAUGUGGCUUUAAAAAAAUGUCCAGCUCUUGGCCUGGUUCCAGGUUCUCAGCACAGUAGAACAAACAGCCAAAAGCUGCCUGUUUUUUAAUCUGAAAUGCUGGUGGGUCUUUGGCACCUGCUCGUCUUGGACCAGUUGUGAUGGAUGCCUCUUGAACGCCCCCUGCUGCUGCUCUGGAGCCUCCCUGGGGUUGAGUUUGUUUUGAUUUGAAGAUUUCUGAAAAGUUCUAUCUCUCCCCCCCCCCACUUCCUCCUUCCUCCUUCCAUUCAGAGGCAGAGAAUCAGCUGGUGAAACUUCCUUGUUCCUACAAUAUCUGAAAAUCAGCCCCUCUUCUUUUGCCUCUUUUUCAAUUCCACCUGCUUGAUCACUCACCCUGUUUGGGCUGCUCACCUCACUCAUUUCUCCUAAAUUCAUGUCUCAGGCUGCCUUCUGGAUAAAAGGUCCCCAUUUCUCUCCCCCUGCUGUGGAUUCUGCUGCUCUGGUAUUGCUCCGGUGACUGACAGCUGUUGCCCCUCCCAGAAGGCGUGAUCUCGGUCGCUGGUGGAUCUGGUUUGGUUGGGGAAUCUCCAAGUUGCAUUGCUGUUUGGGUUUUUGAUUUUUUUUUUUUUUUGUACAGAACAGAUUGCUUCUGUAAUGUGGAUGACAAAGACGAUGGUAAUAAUAAAGUAUUUUUUUAAAGAA